AUGGACACCACUCAACCAUCUAACAGCACUCCCCUCCACCCUGAGCAGAAUCGUCUGAAGGAGAAGCUCACUCCACUUGAAACCUUUGAUGGGACUGAUCUGGCCAAUAACCCCCCUGGCGACUCAACGCCAUGGCCAAACUCCGUAAGCCAAAGGACAGUUUGGGAUCACGAAAUCAAGAUCAGCAUGCUUCAGAAAGCGCUUAACUUGGAUCUUCUAAAGGAAAUGGUCUCGCAGGUCGACACAGACAACAACGUAGAGUAUUGCACCAAACUCAGUAUGAUCGAGAAUAAACUUCUCCAGGAAAAGGCCAUUCAGAACUUUGGCCAGAGGUUCACCUCAACUGCCCCUCGUACUACCACCACCGCGUCCGCUGAUGCCAUGGACUGGCAACCCAGCACGACAUAUCUGGCCUCCCAUGCCAAUGUCACUAUUACCGGGAAGCCUUUCGGAGUUUCUGGGAUUACCGGUGCUGACGAUGCAGAAAGACGUACUCAGGGCGUAUGCAUCAACUGCGCGAAGCCUGGGCACAUUGCCUCGCGCUGCACUGACUCAUUCAUCCCUGUCAAGCGCUCUCAUGUAAGACCUGAGUGCCUUCGUCCAGCAUGUAAGGCCCCAGAGCCUUCGUCCAAUGUUCUUGAUAUCCCUGAGAAGACGCAAUACCACGAGAAUCCCCGGAGCCCGAUACAGAUGGCCGACUCGAUCCGCAAGAGAAACAUGCCAACAAGCACCGACAGCCUGCUGAACAACGUCCUUCAUGCAAAACACAUAGUUCUUGAAGCCCUAGGCAGCCAUAACUACCGUCUAGACACACCUCCUAGCAUCCAUGAUGUCUUUCAUUCGAACCUCCUUCAACGAGCUGCCACUGACUCGCUACCCUCUGAAAACGAAGAAAUCCGCAAUGAACGAAUGAACCACCACUGCCAGGAACUACCGCCGACCCACCCCCCAAAUCUUUCUCAAUGCUCCACCCGCCACCACUUGGUACGAUUGAAGCAGCGCUACCAAGGCAGCGCCUCUACCACCGAGGCAAUGCCUCAAUCAUCCCUGCAUAAUUCUCUAACUACUGAAGCUCCGCCUUCGCGCCUCUAA
Molecule: messenger RNA, 1092 nt
Organism: Paracoccidioides brasiliensis Pb18
Exons: 7
Coding region: 1-1092 (363 amino acids)
Molecular function (GO): zinc ion binding; nucleic acid binding
Source: RefSeq, a predicted model, not a curated record